AUGAAGUCCAGGGAUGCGCUCGCGAAGAUGUACAAUUACGCCUAUGAUGGUGCACCUGCCAAUAACAACCUGACUUACAUGGGCACAGUUCCAGACAGCCGAAAACAGAUUGGAUUUUAUCUGGCAGACUCUAGAGCUGGAAAAGUUCCACGCGGUAACGGUCAAACGCUAUACGUGUUGUGGGUGGGGAUUAAUUCAAUCAAGACGAUUUGGUUCGAAGCCUGCCAGCCUCAGCGGAAUGGUGGCAUUGGUGCACAAUCGACAUCAGACGCUCUCUUCAUAAAGGCCACCCAAAGAGUUCAGCAACAGAUAGCAGAAGUGCAAUACCAGGUGGAUCUUCUACGUACAUAUUCCUCUAUAGACAAAAUACCACCGAGAGUUUUGGUAAUCACAAUGCCUGAUAUUAGCUCUGCCACAAUGUUUCAAGAUUCGAUACAACUUUGGACAAAGGGCGAUGCAACAAAACGGAAAGCACUCACCAAGCUGAUGCAAUUGCUCAUUGCCCAGUAUAACGCGGGACUUAUAUCUGCUAUGAAGCUAUCCAACACAUUGGUUUACGAUAUUUCAGGCAUUUGGAAUGCAUUUCUAACGACUCCAGCAAAUUUCGGUUUAACGUACGUGACUGGCCGAUGUCUCAUGAACCAUAUUGUGUGUAAAGAUAUCGAUAGAUAUCUCUUUUAUUUUUCGCGAUCUUGUCAGGAUCCUUGUCAUUUGGCAUUGGUAGUGACCUGUGGUGACUUACAAAAUGAUAUAGUAGUGUACAGAUUUUCUACUCCACAUAACUAA
This is a messenger RNA of Melampsora larici-populina 98AG31, 786 nucleotides long. RefSeq lists its product as uncharacterized. The transcript is spliced from 6 exons. The coding region runs from base 1 to 786 and encodes 261 amino acids. NCBI's taxonomy places the organism in Eukaryota, Fungi, Basidiomycota, Pucciniomycetes, Pucciniales, Melampsoraceae. The record is from RefSeq and is a predicted model, not a curated record.